UUAUGCCAAUAAUGACAGUUGUCAAACGGAACGAAAAAAAAAAUGUUGUUUACAUCAAGAAAAGAUUUAAGUCGGUCGAAAAUAAUCGAUAGAUUCUCAAUUAAAAUGUGUUAUCGCGUAAUUAUGAUUAUUCAACUGACUCGUUAUGUUGUAGCUCAAUUCCAUCGAAGAUCUUUAUUGGAUUGGAUUGGAAGGUCCCUCUUAGGAAUGGAAAAUGGAUCUUUUGAAUCGGAGAACUAAUUUAAGCGGUCCAUUGGAGGUUUCAAGAUUCUCCAACUACAAAAGAAGUUUGAAUUUUAGAAAUUAAAACCAAUUUUCAAGGUUAAAAUCGCUCAAAAUCUUCUGGGAUGUAAUGAAUUAGAUGUAACUGAGGCUGAUUUUCCCGUUUUGGAUGGUUUAGAAAGGAUAUUAAUCGUUUUGAGAGAAUUAUGAGCAAUUAAAAAUUAACUGUCAACUGGAUUGAGGUUAUGUUUAUGAUUUAGGUAAAACUUGUCUCGGAAGCUUUAUUAAUUACAAUAAUUAAGGGUUAUGAGAAAGAAGCAGCAAAAACCAAGAAACACCCGUCCAAAAAUCGAUUAUCCCCCGUUAACAACAAAGAAAUGGAUCCCGCCGGAUAAAAGGAAAAAGAAAAAACGAGAACCAGCUUAUAAAAAACCAAGCACAAUCAACGUCAAAUUAGAACGAUCAAGCCUAAAGAAAGUUUGGCACGGAUUCGAAUACAUCGAAUCAAAAAAGAUUUAUUUAAUGGUAGGACAUUGGAGUCAAUUCUACAAGAAAUACGGUUUCAAAACGUGCGGGUUCCAAGGAGCCGCGAAUUGCAUCGUAGCCUGCGCUUUCGCCCAAAUGUUCGACAUCAUAAAAUGGACCCCUUACACUUUAGACAAGAUCUUAGACGUUGGGGAUAAACUCCACGAAGAUAGCAUAAUCCUUUUAGGUUUAGAGCGAAAUAAAACUCAUUUACGCCUCGACGAGGUGUACCACACGUAUUUCGUCGACCGAUUUCGAAUCACAAUGUCAACUAAAGGAAAAAUGAUCUGCUCUAGGAUGUUACCCGACCCUUUAGAACCUGGGAUUCAUUUCAUCGAUUUAGCGACCGAAUUCAUGAAAGACAACAAUUUCACCGUCGUCCAAUUACAACCCAACCGAUUCUUCGCCGUUUGGUUAAUAGGAAAUGGGUAUUUCGUUUUCGAUCCGUGCGAACACGACCAAUUAGCCGACCAAUCUUUAGUUCCCAUAGGAAGGGGAUUCUGCGUUUUAAUCCGAGCGAAAAAUUUAGAAACGAUUCGUAAUUUCAUCUUGGACAGUGUUAAAAGCAGCGAGAUUAACCCGAAUUUCCGGAUGACCGCGACGGAUAUUUCGAGGAAAUUCGAGAUUAACACCGCUUUCCCCGAAUGCUUAGACGACGCGAAUUUGGAGUUAAGGGCGCUUUCGGAUGCUGAUAAACAAAAAAUCGAAGAAUUACAAAUCGAAAAAAUGAAAGCGAAAGGAGCAGCACUCCUUUUACCCCCGCCUCCAGACCCAAACGACCGCAUGAUCGAAAUCGACGACGAACCACCCCCCGCGGAAGAAGAAGAAGAAGAUGAAGCUGACGAUGGUCAAGCGGCGAAACCGGUCGCAAUAGGAGAGGGGGAAGAAAUGGGAGAAGAAGAAGAACCCCCCGAAAAACUCGUUAUGGUCCACGUAAAACCCCCGAUUGAGAAAGCCCACGCGGCGAGUUUAACUUAUUUCCGCGAAUUAAUCCCCGAAUUAGCCGGGAUUCUUCGCGGAACAAUGCACCAAGCCGAUCCCAAAUUCAUGAAAUGCGCCGGAAAACAAAGCAUAACAAUGGCGGUUUCGGCCGUUUCAAUGUUGCGAAUUUUUAGCUCGAAAUAUUGGACCUCGACGGUUUUGGACGAAAUCCUCCGGAAUGGGAAUCAAAUGUACCGGGAAUCCAUGAAGACGUUCCCCGGAGAACCCGUCUUAAAAAUAACCACGCUUUGCGAAACGAUUAAAAUCGAAGAAAAAGUGUUCGCCCCGAAAAUCGCGUUAUUUCGUGCCGUGGGGAAAUUGGGAUCCGAUUCUGAGGAAAUUUUAGAUCUUUUGAGGGCGCUUAAAGAAUUGUUUUUGGAGGAGGAUGUUUGUAUCGUUUUGGGCCCCUUAACUUUAGCGAUUUGGCGCACUAAAGGACAUUAUUAUAUGUUUGAUCCGAACGAACGCGACGCGAGGGGGUUAACUAUCAUUCGAACGAUGCAAGUUGGGUCGAAAAUUGAAAUUUUGCAAGUUGAUGCGGGGGCGGCGUGUUUAACUUGGUUCACGAAUCUCAAAGAUUUAGUUGAUUUGUAUAUGAGGAACGUCGAUCGCGAGAGGCGGAGGGAACAGUUCGUGCUUUGUAAAAUCCAAGUCGAUGAUUAUGUUAAGUUACCCGAUAAAUAUUACGGAUACAAGCCUUUAUCGUUGACUAAGUGGAUAGUGAGAGGGACUUUUUCGCAAAACAACAAAAAGUUCGACGAUAAUAUCAGAAACACCCAAGCCACGGCGAUUUGCGCGUACGCUAUAGCGAUGCAGAAAGAGAAGCACGUCAAGUUGUGGACGUCGGAGGAUUUGGAUAAAUGCCUCGAGGUCGGAAGUGCUUAUUACCAGGAAACGAUCGACACCUUAACGGCGAAGAACAAAUUUAUUAGCCGGCUUUUAAUGAUUGAUGAGCUUAACCUCAAAUUUAACAACGACAAGAAAGAAUAUGUUUUUGAGUACACAACUUGUUUAAUCAACGGGUGUCUCUUUAACGAUGAUGGUAAUGAAGUUUCAAAUCUAAAAAAGGGUGUCAUCGAUUUCUUCGAAGAAGGAUGUUGCGGGAUCGUAUCAACGAGAGGAUUAGCAGUAACCAUAUUCUGUUUAGAAGGUUAUUAUUAUUAUUUCGACCCCCACACCAGAAACGACCAAGGAUUACCCUGCUUCUACGGAACAUCAAUGAUAAUAAGAACAACAAGCUCAAUCGAACUAUGCGAUCUAAUCCUAGCGAAUCUCCCCGCCGACACAAACGACAUGUUCAACAUCGCAAAAGUCGACGUUCAAAUCCUACAAGGAGAAGGAACCCCUUCGCCACCUCUCAACCAUUACAUCGGCUUAGACGCAAACCGCGCUAUCUUAAGAUCGCGCUACAGCGAAAUAGACCCGCGUUACGGGCUCAACGCUGGAAAACAAAGUGUUUGUAUGAGUUUCUACGCCAUAGCGAUGUCGUAUGUGAUCCCAACGGUUUUAUGGUCCGUCGAUAUACUCAACGAAGUCUUAGAGUUGGGCGACGCCCUUUAUUUCGACACGAUGGAGAAAAAUAUCGGUGAUGAAUUAAAAGCGAUUGAGCCGGCCGAAAACGACGCGUCCGCCCCUCAACAACCCGCCGUUGAAAUUAAAAUCGAAGAGCCUAAAAGCGAAGGCAAGAAAAAGGGGAAAAAAGGUAAAGAAGAGGAUUCCCCGAAAGUUGCAACACCCCCGCCGGAGGUCGCAUCGAAAACCGAGGAACCCCCCGAAGACGAUGCGAACAAAAUAACGACGGAUAAUGUUAUUAAAAAUUUUAAAAUCGGCGUCAAUAAAUUUGAUGUUGAUUACAAAGAUGUUAAAGAGGGAACUUACGCCGAUUUGGAGGCAACGCUAAAAGAGAUAUUUUGCCCACCCACAGAUGAUAACCCGGCUAAAACCCAUUCGAUUCUAAAACCUCCAGCCCCCACAGAAGGGGAACCACCUCCACCGGCCGAAGACGAAGAAGACCGCAAAAUACAUCUAAUCGAAUCCAAACAUAUGACGUGCGUCUUUUGGACGGAAGAUGACCUUUUUUAUUGUUUCGAUUCGAAACCACGCGACGAAAACGGCCAGAUUUAUGGGAAAUACGAAUGGCCCAAGAAAAAACCGCAUCAACAUCACCGACGUGGUGGUUGGAAAAAAUCGAUGACUUCCGAUGUUGGUAAUGUUACUUCAGACACGGCCGCUACAAUAUCGGAACCGAAAAACGAUGCAGAUGUUGAUGCAGAUGAAGGUCAAGAAUAUGGGUUAGAACUUUACAUGGGUGAGGAAUACGUCGAAGAAGAGGAAGUAUUUUCAGAAGAAUUAGAACGUCACAGUUCGCAUUAUUGGCACGAGAAAGAGAAGCGGGGAAAAGGUUACGUGAUGAGAUUCAUUUACCCAGAAGAUUUGGUUAAGCAAAUAACCGGGAAUACGCCCCCUUUAGAAACCGAAUUACCGUAUAAAUUAACAACUUUGCAUUAUUUAAACGUCGUCGUUAGCAAAGACGUUUUCGAAGAUGAAUACGGCACGAUAAGCAACUUUAAAAACGUGGGCCAAUGGAACCAAUUCCUCGAAUUCGACAAAAACAAAUGGAUUUUGAGGGGGACCAUAACGGAGGAUUGCGAAAUUUUCCCCGAGAUUAAUCGCGGCAAACAAACGACCGCGCUUUGCAUUUUAGCGUUAAGUUUCCAAACGCUUUACACUUUGCCGAUUUUUAAAAUACAAACUGUCGAUGACAUCGCUGUUUAUGGGGACCGUUUGCACACUUUUUCUUUAAACGUUGUUACUAAAAUUCGUCGGGAAGAAAAAGACGGGAAUUACCCCGACGAUGAAUUAUUAACGAUCGUACUUCACGACAUGACGAACAAACUAAAUUUAGCCAAAGAAUUUUGUAUCUCCGGUGAUAUGAUCCAAUACACUUUGGAGUUAUCGACGAUUUCGGGCGAUAUCAAAGCGGAGGACCAAGAAGAUUUACUCGACGUUAAUCGGGGAUUAAAUAAAUUCUUUUCAACGCAACGAACGGGGCUGUUGGAGUCGAAAGAGUUGUUGGUGGCGAUUUGGAGGCAAGGAACUGCGUAUUACAUGUACGAUUCGCAUUCGAGGGGGCCAAGCGGGCGGAAAAUAAUCAACGGGGUUUCUUGUAUCACGAGAUUCCUCAAUCUCGAAGAUUUGGGGAACUUAUUUUUGGAGAAUUUAUCCUCGGAAGGCGAUAACCGCUUUUUUAUUCACACCGUGGAAUUAAACGCGAUGAAAUGCCCGCGGGACGAAGUGAGAAAAGUCCCCGUUAAAGUCCAAGCCCCUAAAAUUGCGACCCCCUUCGAGGAGAUUUCGCCGGGAAAAUCGAUCGUACGAGGUGGUAUUAGCCAACAAGAUCCCGUGUUUAAGCGGCAAGCAAAUUCGCAGUGUGCAGCAGUCGCUUUUGUGGCUCUCGCGAUGACUUUAGUGCAUAACCCCGCGUUUUGGACCAAACCAAUCAUCGACGAAAUCGUGAGAAUCGGAGAUGCGCUUUAUGGCGUAGCUUUGGAUAACUUGGGGUACUCAUUUAACCCAUGGGAGCAAGCCUUAACCGUGGAAUUCGUCCCUAAAGACUUCAAAAUAGGCGAAUUAAAAGCGAGUUGCGAAAUCCGCGAAAACGAACAAAUCGGAGUCGUCGAUGCUUUACACACAAAAGUCCAAAAUCUACGAGUAGGAAUCGAAAAAUUCUUCCAAGAAAACACCCACGGGGUUAUCACCACACCCCCAUUAUCCGUGGCUAUUUGGGAGGAAGAAGAACCCCAUCGCAUGAUUUACAUGUUUGACCCAAACCCGCGGGGGAUUUCCGGGAUGCCGAUGAUGGCCGAAGAAGACCGAGACACUUUUUGUAGGGGAACAGCUUGCGUGGUCACUUUCGACGAUUACAAAAUGGUAGCGGAUCAUUUUUCCGCGUUAAUUUCCCCCAACACCGACGUCGAAUUCAGAAUCACCCCGAUCGAGAUUUGCGUCGGAAAAAUGAAAACGAAAGGGAAAAAGAAAAAGAAAGACAAAGAGGAGGUUCCGCUCGCGAUUUUAGGGCGAGGAUACGGAAAGGAAUUUAGCAAAGCGUGCGAGAAAAAGAAAAUCCAAGAGAUGAUUAAACAACUCCGCGAGCAAGAGAAAUUAAAAAGAAUCGCAAAAUCCGGUCGAAAAUCGUUUUAUAUGCUCCCCGGAAACGAAAUGGGAUUAAUCCGAGGAUCGAGGAGUCAAAAUUCGAAAUUUUAUUGCUUAUUAUCCCGAGGGAACCAAGAUAUCCCGAAUUGUUUAAGCGCUUACGUCAUGGAACGCCUCCUUCCCUUUAAUAAUUGGAGCGAUGAAGUCAUCAAUAUGACUUUGGACAUCGGAGAUCAACUUUAUAAAGAUUCCUUUGUCGUGUAUCACCCAAUGUCGAAAAAAUUAAAUUUGGAUUGUGUUAUACGCGAAAUUGUUAUUAAAGAUGUUCGGGUGAGUUUGGCGAUUGGGAAGCCGGUUCUUUUCAAUCAAUUCACGCCGAUUUGUGUUGAGAAAGCGUUGGAAAUGUUUUUCCGUCAGAAAAUGUUUUGUAUGUUGAGGAUGAAUUGUGAUGUGAUCGCGUUGUUUUGUAAGGACGAUAUUUACUAUAUGUUUGAUCCGCACGAUUUGACGCUCGAAGUGAAGCGGGUCGAGGAUAGGGGGGAGGCGAUGUUGGUUAAGUUUAAUAGUUUGAGGAAAAUGUCCGAGGUGAUUGUUGAUAAUUAUAAGGUGCCGGAGGACGAGGAGAUGAUUUUUAGUUUGAUUUUGGUUACGAUUAAAGCGAUGCAGAAAAUGCCGAGGAGGAAACCUAAGGAGUUGUGUGAUUAAAAUAAUGUUGUUUCUUUGAUUAUUUUUAUAAUAAAAGUGGUGUGGAACUACUUAUUUAUA
Molecule: messenger RNA, 6645 nt
Organism: Onthophagus taurus
Lineage: Eukaryota; Metazoa; Arthropoda; Insecta; Coleoptera; Scarabaeidae
Source: RefSeq, a predicted model, not a curated record